Suncus etruscus (white-toothed pygmy shrew) is the source of this 1195-nucleotide messenger RNA. It is a transcript of the gene ZNF830, whose product is annotated as zinc finger protein 830. Gene Ontology annotation, molecular function: zinc ion binding; nucleic acid binding. Gene Ontology annotation, cellular component: spliceosomal complex; nucleus. Gene Ontology annotation, biological process: mitotic DNA replication checkpoint signaling; nuclear DNA replication; mitotic DNA damage checkpoint signaling. The record is from RefSeq and is a predicted model, not a curated record. Lineage: Eukaryota; Metazoa; Chordata; Mammalia; Eulipotyphla; Soricidae.
GCCAAGAUGGCGUCGCCCGCUUCGGCUCGCUCCUCGGCGGGGAAGCGAGUCGUGAAUCAGGAUGAGCUGCGGCGGCUGAUGAAGGAGAAGCAGCGCCUGAGCAGCAACCGGAAGCAGAUCGCGUCGCCUUUCGCGAAGUACAACCGUUUGGGGCAGUUGAGCUGCGCCCUGUGUAACACCCCGGUGAAGAACGAACUCCUGUGGCAGACGCACGUCCUGGGGAAGCAGCACCGAGAGAAGGUGGCCGAGCUGAAAGGGGCCAAGGACGCCAACCCGGCUCGGGCGGCCAGCACCGUGGCCCCGGCCACCAAGAGGAAGACGCCGGACGCUGAGAGCCAAGAGAGCAAAAGAGCCAAGGCCGCCCCGGGGCCGCAGGCCCAGCCCUCCACCUCCGCCCGUUCGACCAUCUCGGAUAAAGCCGACGAGGAGGCUCCGAGGGCCACUCCAAAGCCUCCGGGGCUCGGCCUACUCCCUGAUUACGACGACGAGGAGGAGGAGGGCGAGGAAGAGGAGGAAGAGAAAGGAGCAGAAGGGAAGAAGGGGGACGGGGGCAAGCCGCCCUCGGAUGCUCCAGGCAAGGAACACGGACUCCCCGUUGCGUGCGAGGCAGCGGCUAGUGGUAGUAGUACCUUGCCAGGCCCUUUCCAGGAUACAAAUCCCCUCCAGGCCCCUGUCAUUCCUCAUUCGGGGUAUGAGAAAGCUGAGAUACACGAAAAGGUCGUGGAGAGGCGAAACACCGCGGAAGCAUUGCCCGAGGGGUUUUUCGAUGACCCGGAGGUGGACGCGCGAGUGCGAAAGGUCGAUGCCCCCAAAGAUCAGAUGGACAAAGAGUGGGACGAGUUUCAGAAGGCCAUGAGGCAGGUGAACACGAUUUCCGAGGCCAUCGUGGCCGAGGAGGAUGAGGAGGGACGUUUGACCGCCAGAUUGGGGAUUGACGAGCAGAUAGAGUGUUACCGUCGGGUGGAGAAGCUGCGGAAUCGUCAGGAUGAAAUCAAAAAUAAACUCAAGGAAGUCCUGACCAUCAAGGAGCUGCAGAAGAAAGAAGAGGAGAAUGUUGACAGCGACGACGAAGGAGAACUGCAGGACUUGCUGUCGCAGGACUGGAGGGUGAAAGGGGCUCUGUUAUAGCAGUUUAGAGACCCAAGGUUCAAACUCUCUGCAAUUAUAUAAAAGUGUCUUCUCAUUCUACCACCCA